AUGCAUAAUGGGAUUUUCCCCAUUGUUUAUCACCUGCGAACGCAGUCCUCUGGCCAGGGAGCCCGGGCACUUGCCCGGGGUGGCCGGGCGCUAGCUCCGCCACUGCCCGACACCGAUUCCCUCUUCGUCAACGUCGGGGACUCCCUCCAGGUGCUGACGAACGGGCGGUUCCGGAGCGUGAAGCACCGGGUGGUGGCGCCGGCGGAGGGGCAGCAGUCGCGGCUGUCGGUGAUCUACUUCGGCGGACCGGCGCCGACACAGCGGAUCGCGCCGCUGCCGGAGCUGAUGCGGGAAGGGGAGCAGAGCCUGUACAGGGAGUUCACCUGGGCCGAGUACAAGAAGGCCGCCUACAAGUCCCGCCUUGGUGACCACCGCCUCGGCCCCUUCGAGCUACCUGCCGCAGCCGCCUCCGAAGAAUCCACUACCAAGGCCAACCACCGCUGCAGCAGCAACGCCGCCGUCCAGGCGCCGGCGCCGGCGCCUCACGUGGCACGAGUGCACUAG
Triticum dicoccoides is the source of this 504-nucleotide messenger RNA. RefSeq names its product gibberellin 2-beta-dioxygenase 3-like. NCBI's taxonomy places the organism in Eukaryota, Viridiplantae, Streptophyta, Magnoliopsida, Poales, Poaceae. The transcript has 2 exons. The coding region runs from base 1 to 504 and encodes 167 amino acids. The record is from RefSeq and is a predicted model, not a curated record.